Candoia aspera is the source of this 822-nucleotide messenger RNA. RefSeq names its product histone H1-like. The transcript has a single exon. Gene Ontology annotation, cellular component: nucleus; nucleosome. The record is from RefSeq and is a predicted model, not a curated record. NCBI's taxonomy places the organism in Eukaryota, Metazoa, Chordata, Lepidosauria, Squamata, Candoiidae. Gene Ontology annotation, molecular function: nucleosomal DNA binding; double-stranded DNA binding; structural constituent of chromatin. Bases 106 to 744 code for a protein of 212 amino acids. Gene Ontology annotation, biological process: chromosome condensation; negative regulation of DNA recombination; nucleosome assembly.
CUGCGCGAGCGACCCGCUGCCCCGAGAGCGCCCGCCCGUCCGUCCGUCCGUCCGUCCGUCCGCGAGAGCAGGAACGCAAGGAAGGCAGAAGGCGCGACCGAGAGCAUGUCCGAGACGGCGCCCGAAGCCCCCGCGGCCGCUGCGCCGGCAGCCAAGGCGCCGGCCAAGAAAGCCAAGAAGCCCGCGGGCGCCGCCAAGCCGCGCAAGGCCUCCGGGCCCAGCGUCACCGAGCUGCUGACCAAGGCGGUGGCCGCCUCGAAGGAGCGCAACGGCGUGUCCCUGGCCGCGCUGAAGAAGGCGCUGGUGGCGGCCGGCUACGACGUGGAGAAGAACAACAGCCGCAUCAAGCUGGGGCUGAAGAGUCUGGUGAGCAAAGGCACGCUGGUGCAGACCAAGGGCACGGGCGCCUCGGGCUCCUUCAAGCUCAACAAGAAGCAGCAGGAGGGCAAGGACAAGCCUGCCAAGAAGAAGCCGGCCGUCAGGAGCAAGAAGCCCGCUGCCAGGAAGCCGGCCGGCGCCGCCGCCAAGAAGCCCCGGAAGCCGGCCGCCAAGAAGAGCCCCAAGAAGGCGGUCAAGAAGCCGGCCGCGGGGGCCAAGAAGCCGGCCAAGAGCCCCAAGAAGGCCAAGGCGGCCAAGCCCAAGAAGUCAGUCAAGAGCCCCGCCAAGGCCAAAACGAAAGCCGCGAAGCCCAGGACGCCCAAGGCGAAGGUGGCCAAGCCCAAGAAGGCGGCCAAGAAGAAGUGAAGCAGCUUCUGCGACUCUUUCGAUCCCAAAGGCUCUUUUAAGAGCCACCCACUCUCUCAUCUGGAAAGGGCUGGCUUC